Messenger RNA from Closterium sp. Naga37s-1, 4503 nucleotides. Lineage: Eukaryota; Viridiplantae; Streptophyta; Zygnematophyceae; Desmidiales; Closteriaceae. The record is from the annotation of a GenBank genome assembly.
AUGGGGGCGUGUUUGAACAAUAUAGGCGGCUUGGGAGGGCGUAUGGAUGGUUCUUUGGAUGGUAGUGGCGUGGGCGGCGGUAUGGGUGGGAAUGUGAGCGGUGGUGGUGGGUUGGAGGGUAUGCUUGGUGGUGGGAGGUGGAUUGCGACAGGUAGUUGCCCUGUGACGCCACAGUUUGCCAUCCGAGCAUUUGAUAGCCCACGUGGCAGACCGCCAUUGGCUCGGAAUCCGGCCGUUAGCCCCUCUGCUUCGAAGGAAGACAGUGGGGGGGGCAAUGGGGAAGAGGGUGGUGAAGGGGAGAGAGUGUUGGCGAGAGGGGUAGAGGGGGUGGGGCAGGGGGCGGGGGGUGUGAUAGAGAGGAGAUGCGGGAUGGAAGAGGAGGAAGGGGAAGGGAACAGGGGGAUGGGUGGAGGGGUUGGGAUGCAGUUGCUGCAGUGGAAGCAGGGGGAGAGUGGUGGUUUGGGAACGGGUAUGGGGCGAUUAGUGGAGACACAGCAGCAAGAGAGGCUAGUGAGGAGGAGGGGAGGGGAGGGAGACGAGGAAGAGGAAGAGGAAGGGGAGCAGGAGGAGGGAUAUGAGAGCAGGAAGAAGGUGCGGGAGGGUGAGGAGGAGGACGAGGAGGACGUGGACGGUGAUGGAGUGGCUGUUAAUGAUGGUGAUCACAGCAAGCAUGGUGGUGGCUAUGGCAAGGGCAGAGGAAGUAGCAGUGGCGAGACUGGCGAGACUGGCAAGAGCUACAGCAGUGUAAGCAUCUCUCUUGACCCAGCUGACACCACCAGUCACUACCACGACAGCACCAGCACCAGCACCAGCACCAGCACCAGCACAAAGAACAGCAGCAGCAGCAGCAGCAGCAGCGGAGGUGGCAGCACUAUCCCUCCCGGCAGCAGCAUAGCAGCGCGGGGGUGGUCCAAGUCUCUGGCAAUGAGCAGCGUGGCAGCAGCAGUGCGGUGGAGAGCCCGUGCCAUUGCCAGCGUGGUGGGGCAUACCGGCCGCCGCGUGCAUGCACCCGGUGCGCACACUCCCAACUCACACACUCACACUCACACUCACACUCACGGCGCUGAGACACCAGCAGGUGUGCACCGUGGGGGUGCGGCGGACGGUGGAAACGGGGGGAGAAGGGGAGAAUUGGAAGAGAGGGGAGAGGGGAUCGUAGGGAGAGGUGGCGGAAGAGUGAAGGGGGGAGCAGGGGGAGAGGUUGCUGUUGGUGGGGGAUGGGAGAGCAUUGGGGAGACAGCAUUGGGAACGGAUGAGGGCAGACACGGGGGAAGGGGCGGAAGCGGGGGGGGAGGCGCAUGGGCAGGGGGAGGAGGGCGAGGAGGGGCAGGGGAGGUGAGUGAAGCGGGGGAGAAGGCAUUGCAUGUUGGGGUGAGCGGCAGCAGCAGCAGCAGUGGUGGGAGGAGGAGCAGCAGCGGUGGUGGCAGCAGGGGUGUGUGGAUGGAGAGGUGGAAGGCAGCGGGGCAGGUGGAGCUGGUGGAUAGUCCCAGGCUGGGCAGACAUGGCGCGUGGACCGGCGCAGCAGGGGGCAGGGGAGGCGCGGGCGAGAGAGGAGAUGGGGGAGGGAUUGUAGAAGGAGGAAAUUUGCAAGGAGAAAGCAGCGCAGGGGGAGCUGGUGGGGGUGCACAGGGAGCGGGAGCAGUAGGAGGAGGUGGAGGGCGAGUUAGGGCAUCAGGUGCUGCUGGUGGGGGUAUGGGGGGAGGCCCUGGGCAUCUGGUGGGGAGGGUGGGUAUGGGAAUGGGGGCUGGGAGGAGGGAGGGUGAGACAGUGGCAGGAAGGCAUGUGGCAGCAGGAGAGACAGACGGUGAUGGAGGGACCAUGGGCGCUGCUUCUGCCACCACACUCCCCAGGAGUGGCUCCCUGCUCCACCUGCACUCCCUGCCCUCUGCCGCUCCCCUGCUGCAGUCACACUCCCAACAGUCACAGUCUGGUGCACUGCUGGGGGUGCACGAGCAGCAGGUGAGGUGUGAAUCAACAGUGGAUGCUACAGCACACACAAACACUUCUGCUGUGAAGUCGACCCAAAGGAGAGCGGGAAGUUGGAGAGAACGGGAGCAUACGAGUGGUGGGAGGGAGAGAAGGGGGCAGGGGGAUCGGGAGGAGGGGGUUGGGGAGCAAGGGAGAGAGCAUGGGGAAAGAGGGAAUGAAGAGGAGGGUGUGACGAAUCCGGGGAGGAUGGGACUGGGAGGGGGGCUUCAGGGAAAGAGCUCUCGUGUGGGAGCAAGUGUGCUGGAGAAAAUUGGAAGGCUGGGAGGGGUGGGAAGGGUGGGUUGGGGGAGGGCGGGUGAGGGGAUUGGCAAGGGUGGGAAGAAGACGAAAGGAGUUAGUGAGAGGGAGGAAGAAGGGUCGGGUAAGGACUUGGGUGGGGGUAUAGGUGAGGGUAACGGGGAGGAAGAACGAGGAGGAGCAGUGGAAGGAGAAAGAGGAGGAGAUAGAGCAGGACGAUGGGUGGUUGAGGGGGCAGUGCAAGGGCGAAGGAAUGGAUGGAGUGGGAGGGAAUGGGCGAUAACAGGGAAGGGAGAGAGGAAGAGUGUGCGAGGAGGGUUAGGCGGGAGUGGCAGGAGGGAGUGUGUGGAGGAAAACAAUGCGUUGUUGGGCAAGGCGGGAGAGAGUGAAGUGGAAGGGGGCAGGCGAGGCGAGGCUGAGGUGACGGCAGGAGGAGAGGAGGGAGAACAGAGAGGAGGAGAGAAAGGAGGAGGAAGGGGAGGAGGAGUGGGAGAGGAGGCGAUAAGCACUAGGCGGUCAGAGGUUGGGGAACUGGAGGAGAAGGGGAAGAGGAGGAAGGUGGCACGGCAAAAGCAGCAGCAGCAGCAGCAGCAAGGGAGGGCGAGAUGGUACAUGCAUGGGGAUGUUAAGAGUAAAGAAGAUGUACAUAAAGCAGUAGACGCAGAUGAAGAGGAUAGGAAUGUGGUGGGGCGAGGGCCGGACCACGGGCAGGAGGGGCAGGGUCAGGCGCAGGGGCAGGGGAAAGGCAGGGAGAGAUGCGAGAUUGGGUCUCCUUUUGACACAGAGUGGGCAAAUAUGGGCACAAGGGGCGGUGAGAGGGAGAGGGAGAGGGAGGGAAAGGAGUGGGAGGAUGUGGAGAUGGAGGAGGAGUGGAAGGAGGGGAGGGAGGAGGGUACUGCCGUGGUGAAGACACGUAGUGAAGAACGAAAGGAGGUGACAACAGUGACCUCUAUCGAAACCGAAUUCCCAGCACAGGCAGCGGCAGCAGCAGCAGAAUCAGAAUCAGAAGCAGAAGCAGAAGCAGAAGCAGAAGCAGAAGCAGCUGCAGCAACAGAAGAGCAGCAAGCAGGAGUUGAAAGAGGACGUGACGAAGGAGCAGAAUCGUCAUCAGCACAACCGCCAUCAGCAGCAGCAACGGAAGCAGCAGAGCCCACGAGCACGAGCAACAGCAGCAGCAGCAGCAGUGCGAGUGCGAGUGCGUGUGUGUUGCUGCGGCCGCACAGCGACAUGACAGAGUGGUACCUGGUGGGGCACAGGGAGGUGGGGCGCGGGCAGUUUGGCGUCAUCCGGCCCUGUGUGGAGCGCAGCACGGGGCUUGUGCUCGCAUGCAAGAGCAUUCACAAGGACGGAGUGGUGCAGUCGGAGCGGGAUGCACGGGCCAUCCGCAGUGAGGUGCGCACCAUGGCACGCGUGCAAGGCCACCCUGCUGUCGUGCACCUGCGUGGGGCGUUUGAGGACGCCAAGAGCAUGCAUCUGGUGAUGGACCUGUGUGACGGGGGGGACCUCUUUGACCUCAUCAAGGCCACGGGUCCUUUACACGAGCGCACGGCAGCACACAUCUUCCGCCACCUGCUGCUCGCGCUGCAGCACUGCCACUCCUUGGGGGUUGUCCACCGGGAUGUUAAGCCCGAGAACAUUCUCCUCGCCUCGCACCCUGCUGCUGCUGCUGCCGCUCUUGCUCGGGAUGCUGCUGCCAUCGAUGGCACUGCUGCUGCUGCUGAUGCUGCUGAUGCUGCUGCUGGUGCUGGUGCAACUUCUGGGAUGCAAGCAGACACUCCGAAGCCGCCAGGCUCUGUGGCGACGGCACCAGCAGGUGCUGCUGCUGCAGCGGAGGCUCUGCAGUGUGCAGGGGCGGUCAAGCUCACGGACUUUGGCGUUGCCACCUUCCUCCCCUCCCCUGGCGAGACCCUGCGAGUGCAGGAGCUGGUGGGGACCCCAGAGUACAUGGCGCCAGAGGCGUGGCAGGGCGAGUACAGCCCCGCCUCCGACAUGUGGGCCGCAGGCGUCGUGCUGCACGUGCUGCUGGCGGGAGUCCCUCCCUUCUGGGCAGCAGAGCAGGAUGCCCUGGUGGCAGCAGUGCGGGGGAAAGAGGUGGCGUUGAAGGGGCGGCGGUGGCGCGGGGUGUCGGGUGCGGCUAAGGAUGUGGUGAAACGGUUGCUGCGGAAGCAGGCUGGGGAGCGGCCGACCGCGAGCGACAUGCUAGGUGCGUGGGGUCGUGGGGAAGUGAGGGAGAGGGGGUGCGGGGGUAGGGGAGACGGGGAAGAGCUGAUGGGCUAG